AAUAACUAUUAUUUGGAGACUCAGUCUAUGUUUAAAAAAAUUUGUGUAAAAUAAAGUUGUAUAAUUUAUACACAUAAGAUUUUACAAGAUGGCAAGUUCCAAGGGGUCUCAGAAUCUUAGAAAUCUGGGAUGCACUGGGAAGCAGGCUUUACUUCCUCCAAAAAGUCCGUUUACGGGUGGUCCGACGUUUUGUUCAGAUUUUCCCCCAAGUAGUGUGAUUGGAUCCAAGGCUGUUCAGAAGCUUGGAGAAGGAAAUGCCAAUCAUCAUCGAACUUCAUCUGAGAGUUUUCUGAUUGAGGAACAGCCUUCUUGGCUUGACGACCUUCUCAACGAACCCGAGACACCUGUACGGAAAGGAGGUCAUCGACGGUCAUCAAGUGAUUCAUUUGCAUAUGUAGAUGUCCCUGUUGGUUUUGAUGUGGACUACACACUUUGGGAUGGUGGUAGAUAUAAUAACAAUAGCAGUUUCUCUGCUCACGCCAGAGGUCCCAAGGAGUCUGAUUACCUUAGAAGCCAGCCCGUCCCCUUCUACCCUUCAGCUCAUUUGCCCAAACAGAAAAUGAGAACAUGGGAUUCCUUAUCAGAUUCCGGUGCUCGCCCAAACAGUAGUUCUGGUUGUUUGGAGAGCAGCCCUAUCACAAGAUCAGGGUCAUCUGGUAGCCUACAUGAUGCAGAAAAGGCUUAUUGUGCUGCUGACGGCAAGAAAGAUUUCAUAAAUAAUUUCUCAAAGUCGUCUUCCGAAAAAAGGGAUAAUUCUCUGGCUAAGUCUGCUACCUCCGAGGCUGAUACGAAACGUGCUAGACAGCAGUUUGCCCAACGCUCUCGAGUCCGUAAAAUUCAGUACAUAGCUGAACUGGAAAGGAACGUUCAGAUGUUACAAGUAGAAGGUUCUGAAGUGUCGGCGGACCUUGAGUUUCUCAAUCAACAGAAUCUAAUUCUCAGCUUGGAGAACAAAUCUCUUAAGAAUCGGUUGGAAAGCUUAGCACAAGAGCAGCUUAUAAAGUACUUGGAACAUGAUGUAUUGGAGAAAGAGAUUGUGAGGCUACGGGCUUUAUACCAGCUACAACAGCAACAUGAGCCGCAGCAGCAACAGCAGACCAAAAAGCAAGGAUCAUCUAGCCACCAGCGUUCGAAGAGUAGAGAUUUAGAGUCGCAAUUCACGAAUCUGUCCUUGAGGCCCUAAUGGUUCAAUGGUCCUGCCGGAAAUAUUUUUAUGCUUAUGGCUUGAGCUUGAGCUGUCUUCAUGGUUCCAGGCCAGCUUCUUGUGUGUCUUUCCCUAUCGCAUUAGUAGCUGCUCUGUUUGUGCUUAUGCUUCUUAGUUUAUUUUAUCUUUGUUGACCCGGUUUGACAUCUCGAUGAGCAAGUGCCAGCGAUUGAUGGAAAAAAACGGCAUUAAUGAAACAACGGGUUCGCU
Molecule: messenger RNA, 1414 nt
Organism: Arabidopsis arenosa
Lineage: Eukaryota; Viridiplantae; Streptophyta; Magnoliopsida; Brassicales; Brassicaceae
Source: the annotation of a GenBank genome assembly